Messenger RNA from Hypoxylon fragiforme, 1756 nucleotides. Its product is annotated as glycoside hydrolase family 16 protein. NCBI's taxonomy places the organism in Eukaryota, Fungi, Ascomycota, Sordariomycetes, Xylariales, Hypoxylaceae. Gene Ontology annotation, biological process: carbohydrate metabolic process. Gene Ontology annotation, molecular function: hydrolase activity, hydrolyzing O-glycosyl compounds. The transcript is spliced from 2 exons. Bases 443 to 1297 code for a protein of 284 amino acids. The record is from RefSeq and is a predicted model, not a curated record.
GACGCGUGUCUUGGUCUCUGCCCCUAUCAGUGCGCCUGCUGAUGGCACCCCAGACGCUUGGGACCCUGGUCACCUUCCCUUUCCAAGCUCACGAGAACUUCAGUUCUUAGCCUGGGCUGGCAGCGCUGGGCUUUUCUCAUUCUUCAAACCGGUUGGCGUAGUUUCUAUGCUUCUGCCUUGGCCCCCUCGACGUUUUUCCUAACUGUGAACUUAAUAUAUAAUAUCCUUAAUCUGCCCGUUAUCUGGUAAAACCGGUCGAUCAUCUCCUUUUCCAUGUCAUAGUCUACACAGCUGGUCUACGACUUACACUCCUUAUUUCCCAUUUUGGUUCUCUACUACAAGUGUACAUACCUCACAUUCCUAUAACAUCAGAUAUUUUACAUAUCUAUAUAUUCACAUUCCCUAUCCUUACAGUGAUCGACAUCGUCUCAUCUCCGCCACCAUGCUUCUCAAGCUUCUCGCCUCCGCACUGGCGGUAACGGUUACAACCGUCUCGGCCGAGGGCGCCCCCGGUUACUCGGGUUACAGAACGGUUUGGGUGGAAACGUUCGACGGCGCCGCCGGGGCUCAGCCCAACGGUAACAACUGGAACAUCAUCACUGGCAUCCACGUCAACAACGAAGUGCAGGACUACACCUCGUCGUCACAGAACCUCCAGCUGAGCGGCGGCGCCACCGUGCAGAUCGUGCCGCGCAAGGACAGCAGCGGCAAGUGGACAUCAGCUCGCAUCGAAUCCAAGUACACGUUCACGCCCACCGCAGGCACCGUGACGAUGGCGGAGGCAAAGCUACGGUUCGGCGACAACGCGAUCGCCAACAAGGCCGGGCUGUGGCCCGCGUUCUGGCUGCUGGGCGACUCGAUCCGGCACGGGACGGCGUGGCCGGCGAGCGGCGAGGUCGAUAUCAUGGAGACAGUCAACGGGCAGCUGACGGGCCAUGGCACGCUGCACUGCGACGUGUACCCCGGCGGUGCCUGCAACGAGCCCAACGGCAUCGGCGGCCCCGUCGGCAUCCCCGACCAGAGCUGGCACAGCUGGCGCGUCGUCUGGAACCGCCGCGCCAGCACCUGGACCGGUGAGACGAUUACGUGGUACUUGGAUGGCAAUCAGUUCUUCCAGGUCUCGGGCGCGCAGAUCAAUAACCAGGGCGUCUGGAACACGCUGGCGGGCGCGCCGCUGUACUUUAUUUUGAAUGUCGCGGUUGGGGGCGACUGGCCUGGCCCGCCAAACUCGGCUACCCAGGACGGCUACGGCAGCAUGAUGGAGGUCGCGUACGUUGCGCACUACCUCGCCAACUAGGCAACCUGAUGCUGAUAAUGCAUUAUUACAUUCAUUACGAGAACAACAGCUUAUGAGUAUAUACCUAGUCCAGGUAUGGAUGAGAGAUUAGCAUGCGGUGGAGUUUUGGGGGAAAGGGGUUGGAGGUCUUGGUUUUGAUUUUCUCUUUUGGCAUUCUUCGUCCUUCGCUACUUGAACAUAUUUGAGACACCCUUUUUUGGAACUGCAUAUACCCACCAAUCACUUUCGCUUCUUGUAUAUAGUUACAAAGACAUUACAUAUGUCAUAUGUAUAUAGGUAUUAACUAGGUAACGCGCCUAGGUACUGUCAAUAGGUAUUAUCUAGGUAUUUACAGAUUUAUUACCUCAAGUGGUUGUUUAAUAGGCACUCUAUAGCACGUGCCUGUCUACCAACCUUGGAAGUUAACCCGUUAGUAGCCUGGGUGGUUGACAUUAGGGUUUACAGCUGGUGCAAGUGUAC